This is a messenger RNA of Ailuropoda melanoleuca (giant panda), 1383 nucleotides long. RefSeq names its product alkaline ceramidase 3 (gene ACER3). Bases 374 to 1015 code for a protein of 213 amino acids. The transcript has 10 exons. Gene Ontology annotation, biological process: phytosphingosine biosynthetic process; ceramide metabolic process. Gene Ontology annotation, molecular function: N-acylsphingosine amidohydrolase activity. NCBI's taxonomy places the organism in Eukaryota, Metazoa, Chordata, Mammalia, Carnivora, Ursidae. Gene Ontology annotation, cellular component: endoplasmic reticulum membrane. The record is from RefSeq and is a predicted model, not a curated record.
CACCCCCUGGCUUUAAAUCUGGAGGUGUCUUUGGGUCUAAAAUGAGUCUCUUGCAGACAGCAAAUCCAUGGGUCUUGCUAUUUAAUCCAGUCUGAUACCCUGUGUCUUUUGAUUGGGGCAUUUAGCCCAUUUACAUUUAGAGUAACUAUUGAAUAGACCAUGUUUAUACCAUUUAAUAUACCAUAUUGUAAUUAUCUGUUUACUUUCUGACUCUCCCCUAAUGUUCUUUAGUAGUUAAGGGGGAAAGUGGCAGAAUAUGAGGUUGGAGAGAUUUAGGCAGGGGCCAGAUCAUGCAGGACCAGAGUAAAGAGUCUGGGUUUUAUUCUAAAAGCCAUUAGAGGGUUUUUAGCAGUAAUGUGACAUAAUCCUAUUUAUGUUUUUAAAAGAUCACCGUGACUGCUUUGUGGAGAAUGGAUUUGUGGACGUGGUAGGAAUGGGAUCCUGGUGCUUCCACAUGACUCUGAAAUAUGAAAUGCAGCUAUUGGAUGAACUCCCAAUGAUUUACAGCUGUUGUAUAUUUGUGUACUGCAUGUUUGAAUGUUUCAAGAUGAAGAACUCUGUAAACUACCACCUGCUUUUUAUCUUAGUUCUAUUCAGUUUAAUAGUAACCACAGUUUACCUUAAGGUAAAGGAGCCUGUAUUCCAUCAGGUCAUGUAUGGAAUGUUGGUCUUCACAUUAGUACUUCGAUCUAUUUAUAUUGUUACAUGGGUUUAUCCAUGGCUCAGAGGACUGGGAUAUACAUCCUUGGGUAUAUUUUUAAUGGGAUUUCUGUUAUGGAACGUAGAUAACAUCUUUUGUGAUUCACUGAGGAAUUUUCGAAAGAAGGUGCCACCUAUCAUAGGAGUUGCCACACAGUUUCAUGCAUGGUGGCACAUUUUAACUGGCCUUGGUUCUUAUCUUCACAUCCUUUUCAGUUUAUAUACAAGAACUCUUUACCUGAGAUACAGGCCAAAAGUAAAGUUUCUCUUCGGAAUCUGGCCAGUGAUCCUGUUUGAGCCUCUCAGGAAGCACUGAUGAAUUAUUCCACCAAGAAAACAAAAAAGCACCUACCAUAGGUCUGGCCAAAUGAAUAAGGAAAUCCUUAAAGAUCUACACAUUCAAAUAUAUCAUGACCAUCAGAGCAAAGGAGUGACUUUCUGAGUAAUGCUGCCAGUCUCACAGAGGAUAAGGAAUGGGGCUUGUUGGAUGUUUAAUGUCUUUAUCUCAUUGUCCUUCUCCUCCUCACCCUCACCCGAAGAUGUUUAAAAAGACACAGACAUGAUGCGUGUGUAUAUACUUGAGUGCUGGAAAAAUGAGGCUUUUCUUAACAGGUUAACAGUUUGUGCGGGUCGUAGGAAAUUAACUUUUUUCCCUUUUUUGAUAAAGUUUGCAUGUGAAUUAUA